AUGGCACUGGAUGGCACCUUCAGCAUGUUUGCUUUUCUCCUGCUUUGCCUUCUUUCCUCCACAGCAACGGAGAACCAGACAGUGGUGAGCGAGUUCGUCCUCCUGGGCCUUACCCAUCUCCUGGUGUUACAGCGCCCUCUCUUCGUUGUCUUCGCCCUGCUCUACGUGACCAACCUGUUGGGUAACGUUGCCAUCAUAGCUGUGAUGCUGUCUGAGCCCCGGCUCCACACCCCCAGGUACUUCUUCCUGGGAAACCUUGCCUGCCUGGACAUCUUCUACAGUACGGUCACCGUGCCCAAGAUGCUGGCCGGCUUCCUCUCGGGGCACCAGACCAUCUUGUUUGCUGGCUGCCUGGCCCAGUUCCACUUUUACCACUUCCUGGGCAGCAGUGAGACUGUACUGCUGGCCGUCCUGGCCUAUGACUGCUACGUGGCCAUUUGCAACCAGCUGUGCUACAGGCUGGUCAUGAGGCCACAGGCCUGUCUGUUCCUGGCAGCGGUCACUUGGGCCACUGGCUUCCUACAUGCGCUGAUGCACACGGUCAUGACAUCUCAGGUGCAUUUCUGUGGCCCCAAUAAAAUCCACCACUUUUUUUGUGAUAUCAAGCCCCUGCUGAGCCUGGCCUGUAGCAGCAUCCACCUCAACUUGACACUGCUCAGCUUCGUCACCGGGAGCAUCGCGCUGUGUUCGUUCAUCCUCACGCUUCUCUCCUACCUCUAUAUCAUCUCCUUCCUCCUCCUGAAGGUCUGCUCACAGGAAUGCAGGAGAAAGGCCUUUUCCACCUGUGCCUCCCACCUCGCCGUGGUGUCUCUAUUCUAUAUGCCGGUCCUUGGUAAUUACCUGAUUGCCUUUUCGGGUUCCCCCUCUGAAAGAGACAUGAUAUCCACCCUCAUGUACUGCAUCAUCACCCAAGUUCUGAACCCCCUGAUCUACACCUUGAGAAAUGAGGAGGUAAAAUCUGCCCUGAAUAAAUUCCUGAACAGAACACUUUUCCCUUAA
Molecule: messenger RNA, 999 nt
Organism: Malaclemys terrapin pileata
Lineage: Eukaryota; Metazoa; Chordata; Testudines; Emydidae
Product: olfactory receptor 12D1-like
Exons: 1
Coding region: 1-999 (332 amino acids)
Biological process (GO): G protein-coupled receptor signaling pathway
Cellular component (GO): membrane
Molecular function (GO): olfactory receptor activity; G protein-coupled receptor activity
Source: RefSeq, a predicted model, not a curated record